GGAGCCUGCUGUGUUUUAUUAGCGGCUUUAAAAUAUAUAAAAAUAUAGUUUUAAAUUAAACCAAAUUUGUUUAAUUUAAGUAAGAAUUUAUUUUAUUUAUUUUAUUAAAAACUGUUGACUGACUGUUUCAUUUCAGUUUCACCAGGCGGGAUGUCUGCAUCGAUUCAGGGGAGAAAUCAUGUACAAUCACGGAGCAGCAGCGUUUCCAAGCUGGAGCGUCUGAACUCUCGAGUGGUGAAGCUGCUGGAGGCGGCGGUGCAGGAGGUGCUGGAGGCGGUGAAGGAGACGGUGACGGAGUAUCAGGAGAAAACGGCUCGGACUCACCGGGAAAACGUCCGACUGCGUCUGAGGUUACAGGACGCGCUGCACAAACUGGAGAAAGAGAGAGAAGUAUCCAGCCUCGCCUCUGUCUCCCUGUCCGCCGGUCGUCCGUCCUCUCAGCCCGCGCCGACGCCCGAACCCCAGGACGUCCCCUGUUUGAGUCUGGAAUCCGCCGAGGUUCAGACCGACCGUCCGCCUGUCAAACCCGAUGAGGAAGAGGAGGAGAUGUGUGACCUGAAGGUUGCGGUGACGCUCGCUGCUGCGUUUCCUCCAAAACCUGAUCGAGUACAGGGUGCGGAUUCAGAUACUUCAGCUGCAACCCGUACAGCAAACCUGGACGUCAAAACAGAACCCGUUACCCCCGAGUGCUCGUCCAGACAGCAACAACCACCUCCACUUCCACAACAACAGCAGCAGCAGGAAGCACAUCCGAUCCCACAAGGAGUGGUUACCAUCCCAAGCACCCUAACAAACCAACCAGCCAGGCAGGGGGACGUCGACACCAACCUGUACGCCCGGUCGAACCCCACUGCGCUCAGCAGGUCCCCGGGAAGCGGAUGGGGUGUGGCGUCGGGAUUCCUCAGACAGCAGCAGAGUCAGGAGGCGGAGGAGAACCACAUCUGCCUCGUCUGUGGGAAGAGCUUCAGCCGCAUCGGGAACCUGCGGACGCACCAGCGCUGUCACACCGGGGAGAAGCCGUACCGCUGCGUGGUCUGCGGCCGAGGCUUCACCCAGGGCGGAGAUCUGAAGAAGCACAAGCGCGUUCACACGGGCGAGAAGCCGUACUGCUGCGUGGUGUGCGGCAAGAGCUUCAGCCGGGGCGAGAACCUCAAACGGCACCAGAAGAUCCACAUGGGAGAGAGGCUGUUCCGACUAGUGGAGGGAGACUCGUGGAAUAGCCAGCUGAUCUGAUCCAGCCGGUUCGUUUUCUGUGACUGUAGAACGUUCUAGAAUGUCAUUAAACCUUGUAGCACGGCCUCCUAAAAUCAAUCCAAAGUACAUGGAACAGUGGCCUAUUUGCCAAGGUCUUAUAUAAAACCCAGACUGUCAUCCUAUGCUGAGAGGAAAUUUUGAGUGGAGUUUGCAUGUUCUCCGCGUGUCUGUAUGGGAUUCCUUCUGGAGCUCCUGUUUCCUCCCACAGUCCAAAAACAUGCAGUCAGGUUAAUUGGAGACACUGAGUUGCCCUAUAAGUGAAUGUGUGUGUGUGUCUGUGUGUGUGUGUGUGUGUGUGUGUGUGUGUGUGUGUGUCUGCCCUGUGAUAGACUGGCGUCCCGUCCAGGGUGUUACUGUGUGCCUUGCGCCCAUUGAAAAGCUGGGUAGGCUCCGGCACCCCACUGCGACCCUAAUUGGAUAAGCGGAUAAGACAAUGAAUGAAUGAAUGAACAUUGCUGGACACUGUCCACAGUCAAGCAAGCUCUUUUUUUCUCUGUAGACUUAGAGGCUGCUGUGGAAGAAAUAAGCUCCUGCUCUUCUGAUCUUCAUCAGUGUGGUCACUGGUCAGCAACGACUUUAGUGGAUCUUCAAGGAGCUUCUCGUUUGCCCGGUUGCUUCUAAGCUCAUGACUGUGUAAAGCUUGCUUGACUGUGGACGAUGAGCUCUGGGUUUAAGUAGCUUUUCAUUCAUUCAUUCGUUCCUGUUUGCUGGUUCUUGGAUAUAAUCCGACCAACAUUCGCCACAAGGUGAAGGUUUGGGCUGUCUGGCGAACAAACUUGGCAAAGAGACCACUGUUCCAUGUACCAUUCAAAUUAAAGCAGUCAAUCCAGCCGUAUUUAUAUGGACACUGACAAAACUCAACCGUAACCACUAAUGAUGGGUUAAGAGGACACAGAUCUUUGGAAAAACUCAGUCAGUCAUUGAUUCAUUCUGUACGUAAACACACGUAUUCGAUAAACUGACCUUUUUAUAAACGCUAAUUUGCGAAUGUUUGUGGACUAUGUUUGUUGAUUACAGUUUUUGAGUAGCUUUUUAUACAGUGUAAAUGCAACCUGACCAAAUACUUUUGAUUUGCUGCAUUACCAGAACACUUUACUUUUUUUUAGUCAUAUCCGAUUCCACAUUGCACUUGAGACCUCCGCCUUGUGUAAGACACCCAUGCUCCUCCUCCACCACCUGUGCAGCCUCCAACCGCUUCUUUUCACCAGACAGCGAGGGCAGUAGGAGUCGCUUCAUUCUCCGGACCUGGUUAUUUGUGUCUGCAGGGUGGCCGACCGCGCUGGUGCCACCACAGAGACUCGAACCCAGGUCUCUGCACUGGAGGAAGAGUAUAGUCAGUAUUUUGUUUAUCUAAUAAAGUCACUUCCUAAUAAAAGUAACAUGUUGAUCAGGUGA
This is a messenger RNA of Trichomycterus rosablanca, 2649 nucleotides long. RefSeq names its product zinc finger protein 420-like. The record is from RefSeq and is a predicted model, not a curated record. Lineage: Eukaryota; Metazoa; Chordata; Actinopteri; Siluriformes; Trichomycteridae. Bases 151 to 1233 code for a protein of 360 amino acids. The transcript has 4 exons.